AUGCCAAAUCAAGUUCUUAUUUCGAUUAAACAACGAUGGCGUUUAAUAGCUCUUAUACUCAUACCGUUAAUUCUUCUUCCAUUGCCUAUUAUUAUUAAAAAUUCACAAGCAAGAUGUGGUUAUAUUGUACUUAUUCUUUCUCUGUAUUGGAUAUUUGAAGUAAUACCAUUACCAGUUACAUCUUUAUUACCACUCAUAUUUUUUCCAAUGGCUGGUGUUUUAAAGGCUGAAGAGGUGGCACCAUUGUAUUUCAGAGAUAUAAUCGCACUUUUCUUUGGUAGUCUGGCAUUUGCUCAUGCUGUAGAAUCAGUUAAUCUACAUCGACGUAUUGCACUGUUCGUAUUGCGUCAUGUUGGUACGUCGACGAAAUGGGCUUUGGGUGGUUUGAUGGCAGUAACGGCAUUUCUUUCUAUGUGGAUUAAUAAUUCAGCAGCAGCAUCAAUUAUGUUACCUGUAUCAUUAGCUAUUAUUAAUGAACUUGAACGUCACGGAAAAGAUUAUUCUGAUAAAAAGCGAAUCAUCAAACAAACAACGUCCAUUGUACAUGAAGUCCUUGAAUUAAAUGAAACGGAAAUACAAAAUGGAGAUACAAUAAAAGAAGUUAUUCUCGAUGCAUCUCAAAUAGAAGAACAAAAAACCGAAGUUUAUGUUGAAGUAAAACAACGUUUUCGACUACCAUGGCAAAGACAAGCACAAUCGAAAGUUGAUGAAUCACAUGAAAAAAAAUAUGAAGACUUAAGAAAAGGUUUUCUUCUUGCUACAGCUUAUUCAGCAACUAUUGGCGGUUUAGCAAGUCUUGUUGGUACAGGACCAAAUAUUUUUGUCAAAGGUUUUGUCGACAAUACAUACAAAGGCACAAAUUUUAAUAUAAACUUUCUCAAUUUUCUCCUAUUUGCAUUGCCAGUGGGGAUAAUAAUGCUUAUUCUAUGUUGGUUAUGGUUACAAAUAUUAUAUAAUAGACAAGAAUUAUUUAAAUGUCGAACUGAUCCUGAGGAUCGUGAAGCGCUAGCUGAUUUAAAAGCCAUGUUAAUUAGACAAUAUAGGGAUCUGGGAAAACCAAAGUGGAGUGAAUAUACUGUUGGAAUUAUUUUUAUUAUUAUGAUUAUUUUAUGGGUGACCAGAGAAUUUGGUGAAACACACGGAUGGAAUAUUCUAUUCAAAGAAGACUAUACAAGUGAUAGUACAGUUGCAGUAUUUUGUGGUUUACUUCCAUUAAUAUUACCUAAUUCGAAUCCUUUUCAAAGAAAUUGGAAAUACGAACCAAUUGUCCAAUGGAAUGUUUUAGUAAAAAAUAUAUCAUGGGGUGUUAUAUUUCUACUUGGUGCUGGUCUUUCUGUUGCAUUAGCUUUCACUACUUCAAAAUUAUCAGACAGUGUUGCACAAGCACUUCGAUUUUUAGAUGGCAUACCACGUGCUGCUGUUAUUGUGUUAGUUAUUGUUAUUAGUGGUCUUUUUACUGAAGUAACAUCAAAUUUAAGUACAUCAAGUAUUUUUUUGCCCGUACUUGAUUCUGUGGCACGUUCAUCUUUUAUUCACCCCGCUUUUCUUAUUCUUCCAUGUACUUUAGCUGUAUCUCUUGCUUUUAUGUUACCUAUUGCCACACCACCAAAUGCAAUUAUUUUUGGUUCUGGUUGUGUCCGAGUAAUUGAUAUGAUCAAAACUGGUAUUGUAAUGAAUAUUAUUGGUUUCCUUGUUGUAUUUCUUGCUGCAACAACUUGGAUGCCAAAAAUUUAUGGUCUUGAUGAUCGAGCAACAGAGAUUUUUUUCAGUUUUAAUAGAACUACAACUCCAGGACUGUAA
This is a messenger RNA of Rotaria sordida, 1800 nucleotides long. Lineage: Eukaryota; Metazoa; Rotifera; Eurotatoria; Philodinida; Philodinidae. The record is from the annotation of a GenBank genome assembly.